This is a messenger RNA of Racocetra persica, 794 nucleotides long. The record is from the annotation of a GenBank genome assembly. Lineage: Eukaryota; Fungi; Glomeromycota; Glomeromycetes; Diversisporales; Gigasporaceae.
ACAAAGAAUCAGAAACCUCUAGUGAAGAAGCUACAAGUGAUGAAAUCGCACUCUUAUCAGAUAAUACUAAUCAAACACUAAGUAAUGUUUCCACCUUCUCCACAAAUAAUCGAGCACCUGUUAGAGUUUACCUUUUAUCAACUCCUGAUAGAGGCCAUAAGCCCUUAGGAGUAACGACAGACAAUGCUUCCAAUAUGAUUGCUAUGGGUUGUGUUCUAAAAGAAAGAAUGCAUAAUGAAUUUAGUAAUAUUAACGUGCAGCAUUUUCGCUGUGGUGCACAUAUUCUAAAUAUCAUUGUUAAAGAAGGAAUUAAGUCAGUCAAAAAACUUCAACGAAUUCGCCCUAUGACCGAUAUUCUUGUUGUAAGCAACCAAAUGUUAAAACCAAAUUAUCCUGACGAACAAGAAUGGGAAAUUAUUAUGGACCUGUUAGCUCUUCUUGAACCUAUGUAUCAUGCAACCGUAAUGCUGUCUUUGCCAACACUUCCAACCCAAGGUGACUUGCGCUUUAUAUUCCGUGAUCUUAUUAUACAUUUAAAUAAUAAUGAAAACCUAGUGAUCAAUACACAACAUGCUGUAGCUAAUGCGAUGAAAGUAAAAUUUAUGUCAUAUUGGGCUCACCUAAAUGAAUCAUCAGCAAUUUCAGGCCUUCUUGACCACCAUAAUAAACUUUCUACCUAUGAUAUUACUGAACAUGAACAAACUAUUAAUAAACUCCAUGAAGUGUACCAAAUAUACAAACCACCUGAAGAAAAAAAACCAUUACCACCUACCACUGCUACUAAAUCAACAUGA